Molecule: messenger RNA, 5596 nt
Organism: Pecten maximus
Lineage: Eukaryota; Metazoa; Mollusca; Bivalvia; Pectinida; Pectinidae
Product: zinc finger Y-chromosomal protein 1-like
Exons: 4
Coding region: 414-3335 (973 amino acids)
Biological process (GO): regulation of DNA-templated transcription
Molecular function (GO): DNA-binding transcription factor activity, RNA polymerase II-specific; RNA polymerase II cis-regulatory region sequence-specific DNA binding
Source: RefSeq, a predicted model, not a curated record
CAUUUCAAUGAGCAUAUUUUCUUAUCAUUGCAGAAAUACACAAUAACACCAUCAAUAUAUAGUUCAAUAAACUAAAUGUUUUAGAUAAUAUAUUUUAGCACAUAACAAUAAACGACAUAAAACAUGUACAGACCCUACACUAUAUUCUCAAGGCAAAUGACUGUUUCAUUUGAUAUAAUUUUAAAACGUUAUCAAAAUUGAUAACUAAAUGGUACAGUAUACAUUACAAUUUCUUUGUGAACAUAAAGACUACAUGUUGUGAGUUAUAUAUUACAGAACAACAAUCAAUAUUCGUGAAUAAAAUGCUGUGUUUAGUUUGAUUUAUGUAUCACUAUUAUUGUUUCUGAAUGUUUAUAUGGUUGUCCGGAUCGGCUGUUGUACGGUUUUAUAAUUAGAAAAGACUAUAAAUAAACAUGGCGGCAGGGAAGAAAAAUGCUACUCAAAAACGUCGACGGGGCCGACCAAGAACUCGCUCAGUUGAUACUAGCUUAACAGUUGCACAAUUGAUUUCGAUGAAAAAGAAAAUGGUUCAACGUCAAGUAGUGCUGGGAAGCGAUGUUGAUUGUGAAAGGUUGAAUGCGAUCAAAAAUGCACGAAAGUUCAAAGGCAGCGCCGAUGUUAUUCAUUUCCUUCUGGACCGCUACGAGAAUUUGUUACAUUUAAGAGCAUCAUCUGCAGACCGAAGGCGGAAAAAAUUACCUGCAGAAUUUGAUAACUAUAUCCUAUUCUGCAAAUCAUGUGGAUCAGAUAGCAUCGAAGUGACUGCGAAGGCCAAGUCACUCUCGAAACAGACAUCAGUACCAUCUGUUGGUGGUGUCCGUGUAAAAAUAGAACAUGGUGAUAACAAUGUAGGUGAUGAAAAUGGUACUGGGGGACAAAGUGGUAGUGAUGGGAAUGAUCAAAGUUUCCUAACAGGACCUCGACCAACAAAUCUAGUAUGUAACGUCUCUGUGGCCAAGAGUGCCGAAACAAGCAACGAAGAAGAAGAUGCAAGUGUUCCAUACAAAAAGCGUAGAAAAAAAUCUUCUACAAAAACUGCGGACAAAACUGUCACUAUAGCUGAUGAAACCAAUGACACGGCUACAGCUUUAACAGAACCGACAGCAGAAAAUGAUGAAACUGAGAGGCUGAAAAAGAAAACCAAGCAAACAAAAUCUAAUGAUUCAUCUAAGGAUUCUGUGGAAAACAACGAUGAUAAAUUAGAUAAAAGCAAAAGUGGUGAUGAGGAAUUAGACGGAAAGAAUGAAAGUGAUGAAGAUAGUGGUCGUCGACGCAGUACAAGACUGAAGGGAAAAGAUCGCAUAUCAUUCAUCAAGAUGAUUGAAUUGGACAUUAGUGAUGAAGAUUUGGAGAACAGCGAAGAUGAUAUGGAGGUUGAUGAGGAAGAUGAUGAAUGUGAGGAUGAUGAUGACGAUAGUGAAGUAGAAAGUGAAAACAGUGAUACAGAGAAGAAAGAAAGAAGGUUUGUAAAGAAAGGUGAAGAUGAUCCUGAUUUUGACCCAGAAACAGAUGAUGAGGAUAUCGGUGAGGAAGUUAAUGAUGAAGAAAAUGUAGAGGAGAGCGUAGAAGAGAUUGUGGAUGAUGAUGCUAAACCAAAAGGAAGAAGAGGUCGCAAAAGGUUGCUUUGGGAUGAGAGUGGCUUCUGGAAAAUAAAACAAAAACAAAAACUCACUGUUAAGGAAAAAGAGGCUAAAAGAAAAGAAAUUGAGAGAAAGAAAGAAAGGGCACGCCAAUUGAAGGAGCUAAGAGAAAUUUACAGAAGUGCUAUACAAAAAUGUGAGGAUGUGACUGUUAAGUUGGAAGACCAUGAGGACAAGUAUGAGUUGACAAUGUUCACUUCACAAAGUCAGAAGGAUAGAAAUGUAGACUUGGAACAAAAAUCCUACUACAGGUAUACCUGUAAACUCUGUGAUGGUCAAUUCAAUGCCUCGGACAAAGCCUCGAUGGAGAAUCACAUCAAGCAACAUCUUCAGGGUCUCUUGACAUGCGUUGAUUGUGGAGUGACCUUCAGCAGACCACUUUUAUUGUUUCACCACCGAGUCGAUAAUCACAUUGAGAAGUUCUACACCUGUGAAUUUUGCGCAGAACAGUUUUACACACAUAGAAGCCUUCAGGUUCACUUGGCCAAAAAACAUGACCAGAAACCGUAUAAGUGCCCGAAGACGAAGUGUCUUGAAUAUUUUAGCUGCCGUGCUGACAAGAAAAAACAUGUCAUAGUAGCACAUCCAGAACUGGCAGCGCAGUGCGAAAAGUGUGGUGAAUUUUUCUUUGGUCAGGACAGACUUCAGUGUCAUAUAAAAGGGACAAAAUGUAGAGAGAAGUCUUCAACUGAGGGAAACAAGAUCCCAUGUGAAGUUUGUGGGAAGAUAGUUCUUCGGGCAGGGAUGAAAAAGCAUAUGGAGACCGUACAUCUCAAGAUUCACAGCCACAAGUGUGAAGUCUGUUCCUUCACAACUAACUCAACACAAUCCAUCAAACACCACAGGAUGAGACACACAGGAGUCCAUCCAUUUAAAUGUCAGUUGUGUGACUUUUCCUGUGUCCAGGAUUAUCAGCUGAAGAGUCACAUGCGAACACAUACUGGGGAGAAGCCUUACAAAUGUGACCAGUGUAGCUAUGCCUCGGCCUGGAACGUUCAGCUCAAGGAACAUCGCAAAGCCCAUCAAAGUCCUACACAAAGUACCUGUGAUAUAUGUAACAUCACAUUCAAACACGAACGUGGCAUCACUCUUCACAUGAAGAAACAUCAUUCGAAUCAAGCCUCGGAAGCAGACGUGAAGAAGGAAAAGUCUGCAGCUUCGGAGGUUUAUAACAGCAAUGUAGUGCGUUCUGAUGGGAAUGUCAAUCAGAGGCUUGGUACAAAGAUUAUUGUGGUUGGUUCAUCACAGUUGGAUGGUGCCACUGGUUCAAACCAAGUCUCCCAGAAAAGAGAAGACAAAGGACAACUGGAGGAAAAACAAGCACAUGCCAUUCAGUAUGUGGUUAUGAAACAGACUGAAUACCACACCGAUUUGUCUGGGACACCAAAGCAAGGGGAGCACCUCACACCUGAACAAACAAAACACCAUUCACCUAAGCAAGUUGAGCACCAAUCGCCACAACAAGUCGAUUACAGUUCACCCGAUAAGCUAGUGGAAUACCACUUACCUAAACAGACUGAGUAUGAUACUAAAGAGUAUGGUAUUAGUCACACAGAGUAUGUAUCUACAACUGAGCAGCCGUACUCGGUUGAGUAUGACUCUACACCAGCAGAGUACAUUGUCCACAUAUCCUGUCAGCCUGAUUACAUGCCUGCUGAGCAGGUGGUCACCACAACAACUGAUAGUGAUAUAUGAAAACUGCAAGAUUCACAAAAGUUUGAGGUUCCACUGGCGCCAACACUUUCUUUAUUAGUUCACUUGGCACAAAGGGCCAGUGAGUUAAUAGCAUGGUACAGCUUCUAUGUCGGUCAUCAGUCUAGCAACUUUUCUAAAAAUCAUGAAUGAGUAUGAAUAUGACCAAAUUUGGUCUGAAGCAUUCUUGGGUAAAGUGGAAUAAAUUUUGAAUAAACAAAUUGUACAGCUGACACAAUAGCCAAAGCUUCCAUUGGCCUGAACAUUACUUACCUAUGUAUAUCCUAACAGUUGAUGUUUCAUUACUAACAGUUGGUGUUUGGUCUGGCCACAACGUUAACGCCAGGUGUUCAGACAUUUCCACAGAUAUCAGGAAAAUUUGACAAAUACCUGUGAAGUGUGUCUAGAGAAAAUUCAAUGAAUACCAGUGUAGUGUGUCUAGACAAAAUUCAACAAAUAUUAGUGUAGUUUUGUCUUUACAAAAUUCAACAAACAUCAGUGUAUAGUGUGUCUUCAGAAAAUUCCAGCGUAGAGUAUCUUUAAAAAAUUCAAUAAGUACCAGUACAAAUAUCAUGCAUGUGGUAUACGUACCAGUAUACAUGUGUCAAGAGAAAUUUCAAUGAAUACCAGUGUGGUGUGUCUGGAGAAAAUUUGACAAAUAGUGGUAUAGUGUGGGCUAAUGAAAACUUCCACAAAUAGGUUUGUUGUGGGUCAAGAGGAAGGAAGUUCAGUAAACAGUGAAAUGGUGACCUGGGCUUCUCCCCACUAGUUUUGUUUAAUGGCAUUUCUGUUAUUUGUUUUAUGGGAUUUGUUGACUUGAACAGUGUUGGAUGUAGAUAUAUGGUAACAUAAAGUCACUAUUUACAAGGUUGAAUAUUACCUAAACAUUUUAUAUUAAUAUUAGAUUAUCCAAGAGAUUCGUAUCUCUCACCAGUAAUUAAAUACCAGUACACCUGGAUAUCGUUCUUUCUUAAAAGACGAUGCUUCAAAAAUUUGAGGUUUUCAUGAAAAUUGGAUUGAUGUAUACACCCAAUACAUUAUGGAUAGGGCAGUGAUGUUGACAAGUGUAGAUAAUUGUUUACUGUGUACACUGUAUAGUGUCUUUUCCAUGAAAAUUAUGGUUGAACUGUUUCUGUUUGUUAUAACAGUUAGAAUUUUAAGUAAUAUUCAUAUUUUAGAAACAAUCUAAUUAGACCUACAUGAAUAAGUCCAAAUACAGACUUGAUCUAUUUACUAUAUCAUGAUAUAGCCGAUGGAUCUAUUUACUAUAUCAUGAUAUAGCCGAUGGAUCUAUUUACUGUACCAUGGUAGCCGAUGGAUCUAUUUACUAUAUCAUGAUAUAGCCGAUGGAUCUAUUUACUGUACCAUGAUAGCCGAUGGAUCUAUUUACUGUACCAUUAUAUAGCCGAUGGAUCUAUUUACUGUACCAUGAUAGCCGAUGGAUCUAUUUACUGUACCAUGAUAGCCGAUGGAUCUAUUUACUGUACCAUGAUAGCCGAUGGAUCUAUUUACUGUACCAUGAUAGCUGAUGGAUCUAUUUACUGUACCAUGAUAGCCGAUGUACCAGAAAGUCAGUACACUGUAUACAUGUGUAAACUUGAUUUCUUGUCAGAGAGGAAUAUCUUUAAUACAUGGAUUAAUAGAAUCUAUCACAGGUCUGUUCCGUGGACACGGAUAUCUCAACCCGAGUGUAAGAGUUUGGCCAGUCAGUACGAGGCUUGUCGAGUGCUGGCCAGCCAAACUCUUACACGAGGGUUGAGAUAUCCUUAUUCGCGGAACAGACCCAUGAUCGAUUAUUUUUCUCACAUACUUGCAACCAAACGUAAGUUUUUCUAAAAGUUUUCAUCGCACCAUCUUCAAUGCUCCGUGGAAUGUCAAAAUGUAUGACAUCAUUCUUUACGACAUGGUCACUCAACGUAAAAAGAUGAUGUUAAGUUACUGGGAGCAUAUAGCAUGUGCCAGUUGUCUUAACCCCCUGUGUAAGAUCAAUUUAUCUUUUCCCUAGCAACCGUUGGAUAACCCUGUGAAGUGUGUGAGAAAUUACGAUCCACAUAUAUAUAGCAUUGUUACACAGAUGUGUCGUGAUUCUAACAUGUGUCGUGAUAUGUAUAGCUGAUAGACCUCCAAUGUUGUUUGAAGCAUUUUUAGGUCACCUGAGUCAAGUGACCUAUUCUAAUCCCCUUUUGUCCGUCGUCGUCCGGCGUGCGUCGUGCGUCCGUAAACAAUUUACAUUUUCGACUUCUUCUCCAAAACCCCUAAACCAA